AUGGCCGUGGACUCGAUCAUGUCGUCCCCAUUGGGCCCACCGGCCUGCGAGAAGGAUGCCAAGGCCCUCGAGUUCAUCGAGGAGAUGACACGAAACGCCGAUGCGGUCCAGGAGAACGUCCUGGCCCAAAUCCUGGCCCGAAAUGCCGAGACCGAAUACCUUAAGGGCUUCAAUCUGGAAGGGGCCACUGACCGCGAAACUUUCAAAUCCAAAAUCCCCAUAGUCUCCUACGAGGAUCUCCAGCCCUUGAUUCAAAGGAUCGCCAACGGCGACCGGUCACCGAUUUUAUCGGCCCACCCUGUUUCCGAAUUUCUCACCAGCUCGGGGACUUCCGCCGGUGAGAGGAAGCUCAUGCCGACUAUCAAAGAAGAAUUGGACCGCCGCCAGCUGUUGUACAGCCUUCUCAUGCCUGUCAUGAACUUAUAUGUGAAAGGACUGGACAAGGGCAAGGGCCUCUACUUCCUCUUCAUCAAAUCCGAGUCCCAGACGCCCAGCGGGCUCCCGGCCCGACCCGUACUGACCAGCUACUACAAGAGCGAACACUUCCGGACCCGCCCCCACGACCCGUUUAACGUGUACACCAGCCCGAACGAGGCAAUCCUCUGCCCCGACUCCUUCCAGAGCAUGUAUACCCAGAUGUUGUGCGGGCUUUACGAACGCGAGCACGUCCUCCGGGUCGGAGCUGUCUUCGCCUCGGGCCUCCUCCGAGCCAUCCGCUUCCUCCAGCUCAAUUGGGCCCGCCUGGCCGACGACAUCCGAUCUGGAUCCCUCCACCCGGACAUCACCGACCCGCACAUCCGGGCCUACAUGGCCCGUUUCAUGAAGCCCGACCCGUGCCUUGCCGACUUCAUCACCCGCGAAUGCUCCUUCGAGAAUUGGGAGCGGAUCAUUCCCCGAAUCUGGCCCAACACCAAGUACCUCGACGUGAUCGUGACCGGGGCCAUGGCCCAAUACAUCCCGACCCUCGACUACUACAGCGGCGGCCUGCCCAAGGCUUGCACGAUGUAUGCGUCCUCCGAGUGCUACUUCGGGCUCAACCUCAACCCGAUGUGCAAGCCCUCCGAGGAAUACGAGCUCGUGAUCACGACCUACGCGGGCCUUUACCGGUACCGGGUCGGGGACAUCCUCCGGGUCACGGGCUUCCACAACUCGGCCCCGCAGUUCCGGUUUGUCCGGCGCAAGAACGUCCUACUCAGCAUAGACUCCGACAAGACGGACGAGGCCGAGCUACAGAGCGCAGUCGAGAGCGCCUCGAAGCUCCUCGGCGAGUUCGACACGGCCGUUGCCGAGUACACGAGCUACGCCGACACGAGCACGAUCCCGGGACACUACGUCGUGUACUGGGAGCUGUUGGCGAAGGACCCGAUCAACUCGCCGAGUCGGGAGGUUCUCGAUCGGUGCUGCCUCGCCAUGGAGGAGUCGCUCAACUCGGUCUACCGGCAGUGCCGGGUCGCGGAUAGCUCGAUCGGCCCGCUAGAGAUUCGGGUCGUGAGGAGUGGGACUUUCGAGGAGCUCAUGGACUACGCGAUCUCGCGCGGGGCCUCGAUCAAUCAGUAUAAGGCCCCGAGGUGUGUGAGCUACACGCCUUUCAAGGAGCUUCUCGACUCGCGGGUCGUGUCGGCCCAUUUCAGCCCGUCGUUGCCGCAUUGGACGCCGGAAAGGCGCCGGUGA
Striga hermonthica is the source of this 1671-nucleotide messenger RNA. The record is from the annotation of a GenBank genome assembly. NCBI's taxonomy places the organism in Eukaryota, Viridiplantae, Streptophyta, Magnoliopsida, Lamiales, Orobanchaceae.